UUUCACGUGACAUAUAUGAUAACAAAUAGCAGGUUGAUGCGGGCUUUCGAUCCAGACAGCAAGCUGUAAACCCGCAACAGCUCAUCAUAAAGAAUCGUAAAAGUUUGCGCACGGAAGUUUCGGACGCUCGCAGGUACUGUAAAUCAUGGCUUCUGCUGCUGAGAAGAAACUGACGGGACUUGUUGCCGCAACUUUCACGCCGUUCACCCCACAAGGUGAAAUCAACCUCCCGGUGAUUGGAGAUUAUAUUGACUACUUGAGAGAGACACAGGGUGUAUGCAAUGUAUUUGUGAAUGGCACAACUGGCGAGAGCAUGUCUUUGUCUGUUGAAGAGAGGAAGAAACUUGCAGAAGAGUGGUGUAAGAGAGGCCACGGCAAGUUGGAACAGGUGAUUGUACAUGUCGGGUCUAUGAGUGUUAAAGAAUCCAAAGAACUGGCCCGCCACGCAGCUGAGAUUGGUGUUGAUGGGAUAGCAGUCAUCAGCCCCUCCUUCUUCAAACCCAAGACUGCAGGUGCUUUGAGAACCUUUCUCCAGGAGGUGGCUUCUGCUGCUCCAAAUCUACCCUUCUAUUUUUAUCAUCUCCCAGCUUUUACUGGUGUUAACAUUCCAGCCAGAGAUGUUUUGGAAGGUAUAGAGCAGCUCAUUCCCUCAUUCAGAGGUGUGAAGUUCUCUGGGAAUGACCUGAUGGACUUCGGUUUGUGUGCCAGCUACAGCCAGCCUUCCUGGUCUCUCCUGUAUGGUGUAGAUGAGCAACUGCUGUCCGCUCUGGUCAUUGGAGCCAAUGGAGCAGUUGGAAGCACAUAUAACUAUGUGGGAUGCCACAUCAAGAAUCUCAUGUCUGCAUUUGAAAAUGGUGAUCUUGUCCAAGCCAAGGCAAUACAGUUUAAGCUGCAAGAGCUUCUGAAGUAUGCUGUACAAGUUGGAUUUGAUGUGGGAGUGAACAAGCAAUUGAUGUCUGAGAUAUCAGGGUUAACUUUGGGACCUCCUCGCCUGCCAGUGGAGCCAUGCAGUUCAGCUCAUGCUCAGUCCAUAAAACAGAAAUUAAUCAGCAUUUUUGCAUAGUGUUCACUCACAGCAGUUUGUUGAGGCCUGAAAAUAUCAUUGGACUCGGCAUUCACCAUCGUUUUUUGUUACUGCUUUGGACAUGCGCCAGUCAUCUAGCAAUCUAGUUGUCAGCUGUGUUACACUGUACAACAACACCAACAAUUUUGUGUUUAGACAUUUACACUUUGCACAGAAGCUUACCAAUAUAAUACACAGACAUCGGAUGUCUUUCAAUUUUCCAUCAGAGUGAUUAAGUAUAUUUGUCUUUAACAAUAAUGUUUUAGAUGCGUAGAACUUUUAAAUACACUUACAAGAAGAAACCAAUGUUAGACCAGAGUUUCUUUUUUUAAAUACUAAAAUUUUCUUUCAGUGUGAAUGCAAUGAAAAUCAUUUUUAUGUUACUGAUUUCAAUAUGAAAUUUUAUUUCGUGAACUGUUCAAUUAUAUUUUGUUUGCUCUUGUGAACUUUUCUUACCUAUUCCGUUGUUUUGUUUUGAGAUCAGUAUCAGCUUUUUUGUAAGUUCUCUGAAAAAUCAUGACUCUUAUUCUAGUUGAAUGCACUCCUUUAUUUCUGUUUUUUUUUAAAGAGAAGUGAAGAUGGCGUGUAACAUUUAAAUUUACUGCAGCUUAAGUUACUUGUGUGAUGUGAGGGCAGAGCAUCACAGCUUCACUACAUCAGUGCAGGUCUGGUUGAGAGUUGUUCCAUUCAUUCACUCAAAAUUGCAAGGAUCAGUUUUACUUGAUGCAAACCUUUAAGUUAAACUGGUUCUGUCGAGAAUGCCUCUGUCACCAAGCAUACAUUUUGAGCUGUACGUGUUUGUAUUGUUCUGUGUUUAAAAUCAUUUCUUUGUGGUUUAAUUUUAAACUUUGUAGAUGAAAUGAAAGACUGAUUUAUAAAAAAAAAUGUCAGUGUUCAUGGUGGGUGUGGGGGGCAAAAGUAACCUUAUUAACAAAUGUAAAACAACUUAGUGUGUGAUUAAGAUAAAAAUAUGUAUUAAGUGACUAAUACUGGGAACUUUCCCCCUACUGUCUCACUGAUUCCUUAUUAAAAAGAAUAUUUGCUUUUAAUCAUUUAACUCAGACUUGUGCAUCUGAUACUUGUUUUUUUAAGACCUGUUUUAUAUUAAACAGCAUAAAUUGA
Messenger RNA from Salarias fasciatus (jewelled blenny), 2185 nucleotides. RefSeq names its product N-acetylneuraminate pyruvate lyase (dihydrodipicolinate synthase) (gene npl). Lineage: Eukaryota; Metazoa; Chordata; Actinopteri; Blenniiformes; Blenniidae. Gene Ontology annotation, molecular function: lyase activity. Bases 146 to 1063 code for a protein of 305 amino acids. The transcript is spliced from 12 exons. The record is from RefSeq and is a predicted model, not a curated record.